GAGCGAGCGCUCUCCCCGUUCCCUCUCCCGCAGCCGCCGGCCCAGCCCAGCCCAGCGCGGCCCCGCGGGGCCCCUAUGAUGCCGGGCGCGCGGGCAGCGGAGCAGCAGCAGCAGCGCCCCAGCGUGCGGCGGCCGCUGCCGCCCCAGUGACGGCCCCGCCAUGUCGGUGAUGGUGGCGAGGAAGAAGGUGGUUCGGAAAUGGGAGAAGCUGCCGGGUAGGAACACCUUCUGCUGCGACGGCCGUAUCAUGAUGGCUCGGCAGAAGGGCAUCUUCUACCUGACACUCUUCCUCAUCCUCGGCACCUGCGCCCUCUUCUUCGCCUUCGAGUGCCGGUACCUGGCUGUGCAGCUGUCCCCGGCCAUCCCCGUGUUUGCAGCCGUUCUCUUCCUGUUCGCCAUGGCCACGCUGCUGCGGACGAGCUUCAGUGACCCCGGUGUGAUCCCCAGGGCCCUGCCCGAUGAGGCAGCCUUCAUUGAGAUGGAGAUCGAGGCCACCAAUGGGACUGUGCCGCAGGGUCAGCGCCCGCCCCCGCGCAUCAAGAACUUCCAAAUCAACAACCAGAUCGUGAAGCUCAAGUACUGCUACACGUGUAAGAUCUUCCGGCCGCCCCGCGCCUCGCACUGCAGCAUCUGUGACAACUGCGUGGAGCGCUUCGACCAUCACUGUCCCUGGGUGGGCAACUGCGUGGGGAAGAGGAACUACCGCUACUUCUACCUCUUCAUCCUCUCGCUCUCCCUCCUCACCAUCUACAUCUUCACCUUCAACAUUGUCUACGUAGCACUGAAAUCUCUGAAGAUUGGGUUUCUGAACACGUUGAAGGAAACCCCAGGGACUGUACUGGAGGUGCUCAUCUGUUUCUUCACGCUGUGGUCGGUGGUGGGGCUAACUGGGUUCCACACCUUCCUGGUGGCACUGAAUCAGACAACCAACGAAGACAUUAAGGGGUCCUGGACUGGGAAGAACCGCGUGCAGAAUCCCUACAGCCAUGGUAACAUAGUGAAGAACUGCUGCGAGGUGCUCUGUGGGCCCCUGCCCCCCAGUGUCCUGGACAGACGGGGCAUCCUGCAGCAGGAGGAGAGCACAGCUCAGGAGGGAUCGUGCCCGCGGGCACCCGGCACACAGGAGCCCCCAGCCACGCAGGGCCUUGGGCAGGCCCAGGAGGGUGCCAUGAAGCAGCAGGACGGCAGCAUUCCUCCCCCCAGUGCUGUCCCUGCGCCGUCCAUGAGUGACACCGAGAUGCCGGAGGAGAAGCAGCGAACGCCUGGGGAGCUCCCGGUGCCCUCCCUGGACGCUGGGCGAGCGGAGCACUAGCAUCUGCUUGGAAGGGAGAACUUUGUUGUUUUGUCUAAUCGAAGCUGGAAGUGGUAGAGGAGAGGAGAAGGGCUGGAUGGCAGGCACCUGA
Catharus ustulatus (Swainson's thrush) is the source of this 1403-nucleotide messenger RNA. It is a transcript of the gene ZDHHC9, whose product is annotated as zinc finger DHHC-type palmitoyltransferase 9. The record is from RefSeq and is a predicted model, not a curated record. Gene Ontology annotation, molecular function: protein-cysteine S-palmitoyltransferase activity. NCBI's taxonomy places the organism in Eukaryota, Metazoa, Chordata, Aves, Passeriformes, Turdidae. Gene Ontology annotation, biological process: peptidyl-L-cysteine S-palmitoylation; protein targeting to membrane. Bases 161 to 1312 code for a protein of 383 amino acids. The transcript has 9 exons. Gene Ontology annotation, cellular component: endoplasmic reticulum; Golgi apparatus.